Molecule: messenger RNA, 2718 nt
Organism: Armigeres subalbatus
Lineage: Eukaryota; Metazoa; Arthropoda; Insecta; Diptera; Culicidae
Product: solute carrier family 35 member C2
Exons: 6
Coding region: 566-2008 (480 amino acids)
Biological process (GO): UDP-glucose transmembrane transport
Cellular component (GO): Golgi apparatus; cis-Golgi network; endoplasmic reticulum-Golgi intermediate compartment
Molecular function (GO): antiporter activity
Source: RefSeq, a predicted model, not a curated record
ACAAAGCAAGCACGCAAGCGAGCAAAACGUCAUCGUGUCACAUAGCAGAAGGUUUGAAAAUUAUUAGCUUCUACAAGUAGGUAGCAGGAAUAAUUGGACGCGCCGCGCGAGAUGUGAAGAACAAAAUACAAAUUCGAUUGCGUAUCGGAAGCGAACCAGAAGUUUGUACGAAUCGACCACCUGCGAAUCGGCUUCUCCGGGAGGGAGUUAGACUGCCGAAAAAUAGAAGAGAACGUGCUCGGUGGUUCAGUGUUUCCAGACACGGUCUUUGUCAUUGGACUGGAAUACGACUCGGGCAACCAUAUGGAGAAUAGGAUAACAAUCGUGGCAGAAAAUUAUUGAAUUUACUAGUCAAUUCGGAUCAUACUACAACAGUUGCAGGCAUGAUACCCACCGGAAACAGCUAUUAGAGCUCUUCAAAAAAUGUACUUUGCUAUCAUCAGAUAGGAGUAUUCUUCCACCCUAUUUCCAAUAAUCACAGAUCGACCAAAAUACACCGCGCCAUAUCAUCUAGAGCCUCUUCCACCCAACUAAACCCACAAACAUUCACACCAAACGGCCCAUUAUGACCAACAUCAAGUAUGAACGGGUCAAGCAAACAAUCGAUCACGAACCCCAGAACGAGGAAAUCGAACUGGAAGGUGAGACUCAAGUGCGCCGCCAUGGUCUGGGCGGAUCCAAGAGCCACCAUCAGUACGUGAUGGCCAGUAGCCGAACGCCGGGCGGAACAGGACCCACCGCGAAGCGAAGAAGCUUCACCUACACCAUCAUCGUGACGCUGAUCCUGAUCCUGUGCUACUUUACGCUGUCGAUCGGUCUCACCUUCUACCAGCAACGUCUGCUACAGGAGCUUAAAUUUCCCCUUUCGGUGGUGCUGUACCAUCUCUGCGUGAAACUAGUCUUGUCCGCGGUGGUACGCAUGAUCCUGCGGUGCGCCACCAAGCGGAAACGCAUCGUGCUGGACUGGAGAACUUCGGUGCGGAAGAUACUACCGACCGGGUUGGCCAGUGGGAUCGACAUCGGGUUCUCCAACUGGGGACUGGAGUUGGUGCAAAUUUCAUUAUAUACAAUGACCAAGUCCACCACUAUAGUAUUUAUUUUGAUAUUUGCCAUUUUACUAAAGCUGGAGAAGAAGAGCUGGUCCCUGGCGGCCAUCGUGGUGAUGAUCUCCGGCGGAUUAUUCCUUUUCACGUACAAAUCGACCCACUUCGAUGCGCUCGGAUUCUCGUUCCUGCUGUUUGCCUCGCUGUCCAGCGGAAUCCGUUGGUCGUUCGCCCAGCUGAUCAUGCAGAAGUCCAAGCUGGGUCUGCACAAUCCGAUCGAUAUGAUCUUUCACAUGCAGCCGUGGAUGAUACUGGCCGUACUGCCGUUUACGAUUGGUUUCGAAGGAAAACGUUUAUUGGAGGGCUUUGAAGUUGUACUGCAAACAGAUACCUCAAUCGUGAUGAACAUGUGGCUGAAAAUUUCUAUAGGUGCGUUCAUUGCCUUUGCUAUGGAAGUGAGUGAAUUCCUAGUGCUGUGCAGCACAUCCAGUUUGACGUUGUCGGUUGCCGGGAUAUUCAAGGAAAUUUGCCAGCUGGUCCUGGCGGUGGAGCUCUACAACGACCAGCUCAGCCUGGUCAACGUGCUCGGUCUGGUGAUGUGCCUCGGUGGCAUCUGCUGUCACGUGGUGCACAAAUUUUGGACCUACACCGACGAGCAACAGUCAACGGUGGACACCUACAGCGGGUACGAUGAUGACGAAGACGAACCCGGCGCCCCCGCUGGCGCUAGUAAAAAUGGCCUCUCGUCGCCCAAGUACAAUCCAAAGUUUGACCUCACGACCACGGCACGGUUCAACAAGGCCUCAGCCCAACAUCGACCGCUGCUAGUGAAUGACAAUAGGGACGCGGACGAUUCGGACCACCUGGUGGUGAACAAUCGGAACUACGUGUCGGACGAUAGCGACCAAGGCGAACACGAGUCUCAGGAUGUGCUGUUCGAUAUACUGAAAAGACGCGAGCGAUAACUUCGGCGAGGCUGAACUGGCUUGAAGAACCUUAAACCACAAACCUUAAACUGCACCACAAAGACUACUUUUUUGCCUACCUAAAAACUUUUAUUUGUUAACUCUACGCUUAUCGACCAUUCCUGGCAAGAAUGGAAACUGAAUUUAAAAUUCCAACUGGUUUUGUUAUGAUAUUGUACAUUCGUUUUUAGUAACUAUUAGUUAAUUAAUACUUACAACAGUGCGAUGGCAUUUUAUAUUGAUAAAUAUUUAUGUGAUUUACUUCCACCGUUCCCACCACGAUCGACGGUGGAAGCAUUUGUGAAUAUAUAAAUUUACUAUAACAAUACAGUGAACUACAUCGUUUAAUUAGGACAAAACAUCAUUUUCGUUGUAACGGCAUUUAACUAAGAUUUAGGUACAAUGGUUACCACAAAAUUAGGUGACAUAAAUUUCCACAUUUUCACGUGAAUCGUGAAAAUAUUUAAUGAUGCGUAUUUAACACAAAAAUGUAUAACAAAUGAUAAUGAAAAUAACCUGAUGUGAACACGAUCGUGAUAAUUGCUUAUGUUCAAAAUUUGUUUUGUAUCAUGGAUUACUGGAAACACUCGCCAAUGUGUCGUGCGCUCGUAAAAUAUAUGUACACACCUUUUAAGUUUAUGAAUCAAUGUAUUGAAACGAGAAAGAAAACCAACCCGUAUAAUGGAAAUAUAAAGUUCUCUCGAACAGUA